AUGCUAUCUGCUCCUGCGCUGGCUAGCUCCAGUCGAUCGGGCUUGAUAGAGACCGCCAGGGCCAGUUCCCUGCAGCGGAUACUAGUCGUUCCAGGCCAUAGCACGAGUCCCUCCCCGGCACGAUUCUCUCAAGCGUCACAGACUCGACGUUGCUAUAGCACGCAGACUGACUCCCAACUUCAUCCCGCUACAUCAAAAUGGCUCAAUGAAGCCAACCAAGAUACGGCAUUCGCUCAGGACAAGAAGGAGCAGCUCGGAUUGCGAGGACUCCUACCCCCAACCGCCCAGCCUCUGUCCCUGCAGAUCCAGCGUUGUCUCCACCAAUUGAGGAGCAAGCAGACGCCUCUUGGCAAGCAUAUUUAUCUGGCUGCUCUGAGGCAAACAAAUACUCGCCUGUUCUAUGCUAUUCUCAUGGCCAACGGAGAGGAGUGUCUGCCCCUCGUAUACACGCCAGUCGUCGGUGAAGCUUGCCAGAAGUUCAGCAAGAUCUACCGACGCCCGGAAGGCCUGACUCUCACCAUCGAAGACAAGGGCAAUGUAGCUCAAGUGAUCGACAACUGGCCAGUGCCUGCCGGUGCCCCUCGUAUCGCCGUCCUUACCGAUGGCUCUAGGAUUCUAGGAUUGGGCGAUCUCGGCUGGAACGGAAUGGGUAUCAGCAUCGGAAAGCUCUCGCUCUACGUGGCUGCUGCCGGUAUUCACCCUCGAGCUACCAUUCCCAUCUGCGUAGACUUGGGAACCAACAACGAGGAGAAUCUGGAGGACCCUCUCUACCUUGGUCUUCGUCGCAAGAGGGCUUCAUCGGAAGAGUACAGAGAGUUCCUCGAUGAGGUCAUGGAGGCUCUACACCUCAAGUUUCCCAAUCUGAUUGUGCAAUACGAGGACUUCUCGACUGACCACGCCUUUGAGUUCCUGGAGCGCUACCAGAACCAGUACCCUAUGUUCAACGACGACAUUCAGGGUACUGGCAGUGUCGUUCUGGGCGGCUUUGUCGCAGCUGCUCGCGUUAGCAGCAAGGCUUCUGGGCGACCUCUUUCAGACCAAAAGAUUCUGUUCCUCGGCGCUGGAUCCGCCGGCGUAGGUGUUGCAAAGCAGCUCAUGUCCUUCUUCAAGGUACAGGGCCUGUCUGAGGACGAGGCUCGCAAGAGGAUCUACCUGGUCGAUUCGAAGGGACUCGUGACAAAUGACCGUGGUGACAAGCUGCCUGCUCACAAGACGUUCUUCUCACGAGACGACAACAACGGACAGCAGUACAAGAAUCUCAUCGAUGUCGUCGAGUAUGUCAAGCCUACUGCUCUGAUUGGCCUCUCGACCGUAUCGGGGGCCUUUGAUGGCCCUGUUCUGGAGAAGAUGGCCGAGCUCAACAAGCGACCCAUUGUCUUCCCGCUGAGCAACCCCGUCCACCUCUCCGAGUGCACCCACGAGGAUGCCAUCAAGUACACCAAGGGCACUGCCGUCUUUGCAUCCGGAUCUCCCUUUGACGACGUCGAGUACGAAGGCAAGCGCUACAUUGCCGGUCAGGGCAACAACCUCUACGUCUUCCCUGGUAUCGGUCUGGCUGCCGCUCUGGGUAAAGUAUCUAGGGUGACGGAGGAGAUGAUCACUGCCGCCUCCUUCAGUCUGGCCAAUGCCCUCAACGACGAGGAGCGCGCCGAGGGUAGGAUCUACCCUUCGCUCAAGAGGGUACGAGAGGUGUCUCGGGAUGUGGCCAAGGGCGUGCUGCUCAAGGCCAAUGAGCAGGGAGUGGCCAGGGACAAUGGCUACACGAAGAGCUUCACCGAGGAGGACCUGGGCGAGUGGAUUGAGCAGGAGAUGUGGGUUCCCAGCUAUGGCAAGAUGGAGGCUUGA
Messenger RNA from Microstroma glucosiphilum, 1845 nucleotides. RefSeq lists its product as hypothetical. The record is from RefSeq and is a predicted model, not a curated record. NCBI's taxonomy places the organism in Eukaryota, Fungi, Basidiomycota, Exobasidiomycetes, Microstromatales, Microstromataceae. Bases 1 to 1845 code for a protein of 614 amino acids. The transcript is spliced from 2 exons. Gene Ontology annotation, cellular component: mitochondrion. Gene Ontology annotation, biological process: malate metabolic process; pyruvate metabolic process. Gene Ontology annotation, molecular function: NAD binding; malate dehydrogenase (decarboxylating) (NAD+) activity.